AUGGCUUCUCUACGGGCAGUAGCUAGGACGUCGGGCUCAUUGCUCUGCCGGGCAUGCAAGCGCCCUGUUCUCACAAAGCCAGCGGUAUCGAUAGCGUGGCGGUCGCUGUCAACCGCCGACAACCAGCAGAAGCUACUUUCUGCGACUCUUGAAGAAGGCGAUCCCGCCGUCUUCGACAUCAUUCAAAAGGAAAAACGGCGGCAGAAGCACUUCAUCAACCUAAUCCCCUCAGAGAACUUCACUAGCCAAGCAGUGUUGGAUGCGCUUGGGAGUGUUAUGCAAAACAAAUAUUCCGAGGGAUACCCAGGAGCACGAUACUAUGGUGGCAACGAACACAUCGAUGAGGCCGAGAGACUGUGUCAACAGCGAGCAUUGGAGACUUUUGGGCUGAAGGAGUCGGAGUGGGGAGUCAACGUACAACCUCUCUCUGGCUCGCCAGCCAACCUCUAUGCAUACUCGGCGCUCGUCGGCACCCAUGAACGCAUCAUGGGCCUCGAUCUCCCACAUGGAGGCCAUCUCUCCCACGGCUACCAGCUCCCCACGAAGAAGAUUUCGGCAAUCUCCAAAUACUUCGAAACCCUCCCUUAUCGAUUAGACGAGAGCACAGGACUCAUCGAUUAUGAGAAACUCGAAGACAUGGCUAUGCUCUACCGACCAAAGAUUAUCAUUGCAGGAACAAGCGCAUACAGCAGACUGAUCGACUACAACCGGUUCCGCGAGAUCGUGAACAAGGUCGGCAACUGCUAUCUGCUCAGCGACAUGGCCCACAUCUCAGGAUUGGUAGCAGGCGGUGUAAUCCCUUCACCGUUCGAGUACUCGGAUGUGGUUACUACUACCACCCACAAGAGCUUGCGUGGCCCACGUGGCGCUAUGAUCUUCUUCAGAAAGGGUACUCGCAGCGUGGAUAAGAAGGGUGUAGAGACAAAAUACGAUCUCGAGGGUCCCAUCAACUCGUCCGUAUUCCCAGGCCAUCAGGGAGGUCCCCACAAUCACACCAUCACUGCACUGGCAGUUGCUUUACACCAAGCACAGCAGCCAGAAUUCAAGCAGUAUCAGCAGAACGUUCUCGAGAACGCCAAGGCAUUCGCCGCUAGGUUGGGAGACGGCAAGGAGGCUGGCGGUCUCGGUUACUCUGUUGUCAGUGGAGGGACUGAUAACCACCUUGUCCUCAUCGACCUGAAGGACAAGGGCAUCGACGGCGCUCGUGUGGAACGUAUUCUUGAGCUGGUCGGCGUGGCUGCCAACAAGAACACCGUUCCUGGAGACAAGUCUGCCAUGAAGCCUGGUGGUCUGCGUAUGGGGACGCCUGCGAUGACCACUCGUGGCUUCCAGCCUACUGAUUUCAAGCGUGUUGCGGAUAUUGUCCAUAGAKCAGUCAACAUCAGCAAGAAGCUUGACGGACAGGCAAAGGAGGCCGCGGAGAAGAGUGGACGCAAGAACCCUGGUAGCGUCAACGCCUUCAAGGACUAUGUCAAGGAUGGCGAGGAAAUAGUGGACGUUGUGGAGCUGAGACGCGAGGUCGAGGACUGGGUUGGCACUUUCCCGCUGCCUUGGAAGUCUUGA
Messenger RNA from Ramularia collo-cygni, 1563 nucleotides. Its product is annotated as probable glycine hydroxymethyltransferase. Gene Ontology annotation, molecular function: glycine hydroxymethyltransferase activity; serine binding; zinc ion binding. Gene Ontology annotation, biological process: folic acid metabolic process; L-serine catabolic process; tetrahydrofolate interconversion. Lineage: Eukaryota; Fungi; Ascomycota; Dothideomycetes; Mycosphaerellales; Mycosphaerellaceae. The coding region runs from base 1 to 1563 and encodes 520 amino acids. The transcript is spliced from 5 exons. The record is from RefSeq and is a predicted model, not a curated record. Gene Ontology annotation, cellular component: cytoplasm.